Messenger RNA from Equus quagga, 1609 nucleotides. RefSeq names its product methionine sulfoxide reductase A (gene MSRA). The transcript is spliced from 7 exons. Gene Ontology annotation, cellular component: cytoplasm. NCBI's taxonomy places the organism in Eukaryota, Metazoa, Chordata, Mammalia, Perissodactyla, Equidae. Gene Ontology annotation, biological process: cellular response to oxidative stress. Gene Ontology annotation, molecular function: peptide-methionine (S)-S-oxide reductase activity. Bases 261 to 1004 code for a protein of 247 amino acids. The record is from RefSeq and is a predicted model, not a curated record.
AACCCGCCGGUGUUCCCGGGCCAGGUACCCGUUCCGGGCGGGAACACGCCCUGUGACAGCGCGCCCGGCCCUCGCCUUGGGUAACCUCGAUUCCGGGGCGGCAGCGGCCAGAGUCCGCAGCGCACGCGGCCGGGGCGGACCCGAGCCCGCCCGCCCAGUGCACGCCGGUCCCGCCGCCGGGCGCCCGCCGCCUCCUCAGCGGCGGCUCCGCUCGCGACCGCGCCGUCCCGCCUGGUGGCCCCUCGGCCACUCGCCCGCCCAUGCUCGUGGCCACCAGGAGAGCUCGCAGGCUCUUCCACAGCCUCUUCCUGGCCCCGAGAAUGGGCGACACCACCUCUAAGAUCGUCAGCCCCCAGGAGGCCUUCCCGGGCCGGAAGGAGGCGAUCCUCGUAGCGGCCAAACAUCAUGUCAGUGGCAACAGAACAGUUGAACCUUUCCCAGAGGGAACACAGAUGGCUGUAUUUGGAAUGGGUUGUUUCUGGGGAGCCGAAAGGAAAUUCUGGACCCUGAAAGGAGUGUAUUCCACUCAAGUUGGCUUUGCAGGAGGCUACACUCCCAAUCCUACUUAUAAAGAAGUCUGCUCAGGAAAAACCGGGCAUGCAGAAGUAGUCCGAGUGGUGUACCAGCCAGAACGCAUCAGCUUUGAGGAACUGCUCAAGGUCUUCUGGGAGAAUCAUGACCCGACCCAAGGCAUGCGCCAAGGCAAUGACUACGGCUCUCAGUACCGCUCAGCCAUCUACCCAACCUCUGCGGACCACAUGGAGGCGGCCCUGAGGUCCAAAGAGGACUACCAGAAGGGUGCUGGAUGGGAGAAGAGAAUUCCCACAUCUUCACUUUUUGGAAAAGGUUCUUUCAGAGCACGGCUAUGGCCUGAUCACGACCGACAUCCGGGAGGGACAAACUUUCUACUACGCCGAGGAUUACCACCAGCAGUACCUGAGCAAGAACCCCGACGGGUACUGCGGCCUCGGGGGCACCGGAGUGUCCUGUCCACUGGGUAUUAAAAAGUAAUUUCUCCCCAUGUGGUCGACCCUGGGGGUCACAGCAAAAAUGCUUCCAACAAAUCAGGCAGUUCUUUUGUGGUUCACAUCAGUGGCUCUUUGAAGUGCCCCAAGCACAAAGGCAUUCAUAAAAAUCUCGUUUAUUGAGGUGUAAUUUACAGGAAGUGCAAUGGCAAGUUGAUAACAUGUAAUUUAUCUUCUAAUAAGUUGUGGUGGGCGUAGAGCUAUGAAAUUGUUUGGAUCCCUUGGGGUCUGAAUGAGAAUAACGAAUACACUGUGCUCACCCUUCUUGUGCCUGGCUGCCUGCCCUGGAAGCUGGGAGACUGUCGGACAGGACAGGGCGUGUUGGAAAGCCUUCCUCUGUGCCCUGUCCUGCCUCACAUGCCCUUCUGCCCUCCAGUGCCUUAAAAUUUGCAAACAUUUGUAGCCUCAAUGAAUCAUUCCCUGAAAUGCUUUGCUCUACGAUCCUGUCCCUGGGGAGGGGGCUUUCUCUCCCUUUUCAGCCCUCCGUGUGGCCGAGAAAAGAUGUGUUAGUUUGAUGAAUGCCAGCGCUUUGCUUACAGCUGUGAGAAAUGCUUGUUCUAAUAAAAGUCUACAGUCUAAUAAUG